Oryzias latipes (Japanese medaka) is the source of this 6046-nucleotide messenger RNA. Lineage: Eukaryota; Metazoa; Chordata; Actinopteri; Beloniformes; Adrianichthyidae. The record is from RefSeq and is a predicted model, not a curated record.
AUUUUAGUUUACAUAAGGUGCCCCUUUUUUUUCUCUUUAACUUAAUUCAAUUGUGACGAACUGACUGAAUCUAUUAAAUUUGUUCUGCAUCGACCUGAACAGGCCCUGAUUGAUCACGUAAAGGGAGAACAGAAGUGUGACGCUCCUCAAUGUUCGGCAAAUGACCAUCUGUCUGCAUAUUGAAGACAAGAUCUGUAGCAGUUUCCUGUCUGGGAAGAUGUAAAGCAAAACCCGCAAGACAAGAAAUGUAAUUUCCUUUUUUUUCCCUCUAAAUUUAUGCAGGCAGGUCUGAUGGAAUGCAGACCCAAAACCUGUUGGCCAACUGCAGAUUUAUCUAAGGAAUCACAGCCGUGUUUCUCAACGCUGAAAUCAGAAGUGCAGCUUGUAAAAGACCCAUUUUAAUUGUUUUCUUAUUAUUGUUUAACAUUUCCUUUUAUUGAAGAUGCCUUUAAUUUCAAAAGAAAUAUGUUGAAGAUGUAAAAGCAAAUGAUAAAAAACAGUGUAAAUGUUUGUGAAGUGUAUUUUGUUUGGAAGACUUUUAUUGUGAAGGUUCCACUUCCGCUUUUUCUGUGAAGCGUGUCAGAUCAACAGAAACAAAAAAACGGUUAACAGCUGAUGCUACGGCAACAAAGGAAACAGACAAAAAAGACGGACAGAUAACUGUGUAAAGCUGUAAUUUGUUUUUGGCAUCUAGCUGGAAGGCGAACAGCUCUUACGGUGUGACUAUGACUGUGGAGUAAAUAAAUGGGUUGGAAUACCCCAUCAUAGUCCAUCAGUUACUAUCAUUGAGUCCAUCGUCUGAAUCAAGUCCGGCUGGAAUGCUACAGUAAGAGCUGACACCUACAUCAUCCCACGGUCACGCUGCACCACGGAGUCAUGAGGACAAGCAAGGGGCUGUGCUGCUAAUCGUUUGGCGUUGAAGAUCACACUUCAUCAGGCAACUCAGCACCAUUCUACGGGUCCACAAGACAAUCAUCUCGCAGCUGACUUAACAGUUGAUGUGACGGUCAGACAAGGUAUGGAACAUUUUAUUGAACUUGAGAAAGAAAAGGCCAAGCUUCAUCAGGAAAAGUGACUGCUCCAAUCAGAACUGGUUAAAGAAGGAAACAACAUCAACUUUAAAGAACAUUUGUCUCACUAAAUGAACAACAAAGAUUACAUUUGAGCAACGGACUGUUAUUUAAUUUAUUUAAAAAAAAAAAAAAUUGUUCAGUUUGAUGUGUGAACAGUUUAUAUCGUAUAUUGAUUUUGUUUAAAAAAAAAAAAAAAAAAAAAAAAAAAAAAAACGACUUAUGUUCAAAGUCUGUGAUUUAAAAAGGCAGUUCAUGUUGACUGAAUUAUAUAUUUUACUGUGAGCUACAUUCAAGUUAUUUGUGUUAUCUAUGCAUAUAUUCUAAACAAUAACUUAUUUCCAUUUGGGUAGUCUAAGAGCAAUACUGAAACAACUUUUAUUUAGUAUAGUUUAAUAUGGAGGACACAGAAAAUCACAAUUUACAAAUAGAGUUACAGAAACAAAUAGAUAACCUACACUGCAAAAUUGAAAGGCUGAAAUUUGCUCUUGAAGACACCUCAGAGACAACUGAGAGAGAACAUUUAGAAAAGGAAAUUCAAAGCAAGGAAGAAAUAGUAAAUAGCUUACAAAGUGAACUUAAAGAAGGUGUCCGACGCUCAACCCGACAAAAGACCCUAACUCCAAAAAUGCUUGAACUGCAAAAGGAGGAAGCAAGAAAGAAGGAAAGAAAACUAAUUUCAUCAUACGAAAAAUGGAAGGCUCAAGCCCGCAGGUCAAGAGAGCAGCUGAAGCUGAACAUCAGUGAAAGUGAGCUGGCGGAUCUGAUGGAUUCUUUGGAAAGGGAAAAAGAAGACGUAUUAAACGCUUACAUCGAACUACGGAAAUCCAUCACACCAGCACCAGAACUAAGACGCCACGUUGAUAGUUGUGAAGCAGUUACAGCAGAUAUUUUGAAAGUCAGCUACGAGAGAAUGACAGGCAUCUACGGAGAUUAUGAUGCACAGCAAGUGCAACAACGUCUUAAGGAACUACUGAAAAGCAGAUAUGCACGUUCCAUAUAUGGAUCCACUGUCUCCAGAGUGACAAGGUCAGUUCACAGUCAAGAAGGGACCACCUUAAUGGUUAAACAGGUGGACGCUGCUGCAGAGCUCGCAGCAAGGGAAGCUGAGUUUGAAGUGCUCAUGGAGGAAGAGAAACAAAGAGAAAUAAUAGAAGAGCAACACAGACAAAUACAAGUAGAAAAGCGCAGACUAGAACGUAUCCAAGCAGAAAAGGAUCUGAAGGCUGCUCGAGCUAGGCUGCAUGUCUACAACCAAAGUGUUUCGCAGGAAGGUAGCAUACAUUCAUAUAACAAUUCUGAACGAAAUAAACACAGCCUCCCUGUCACUGGCAAUCAGAAUCCUGUUGUAAAUAUACCAUCACCUGAUAUGAAUGUAUUAUCCCUCGCACAAGCCUUACAGGACAGCAUGGCACUAAAUAGACUUCCAGUCCCAGAGCCAUCUGUUUUUAAUGGUGACCCUAUCAGGUUCAUUGAGUGGAAAACUUCAUUUAUGUCCCUCAUUGAUUCAAAGCCCAUCUCUUCAGCGGACAAGCUGUUUUAUCUAAGAAAGUAUGUUGGUGGCCCGGCCCGUAAAACACUAGAAGGAACUUUCUAUAGAAAUGACAACGAGGCUUACAGGGAUGCAUGGAACAAGCUGAAUGACAGAUAUGGACAACCCUUCACCACACAGAGAGCCUUCAGAGACAAGCUAGCAGAUUGGCCCAAAAUCCUACCACGAGAUGCAUUAGCCCUAAGAGAAUUUUCAGAUUUCUUAAACGCCUGUCAAGAUGCAAUGUCGCAUGUAAAUUUUGAACGAUUGUGAAGAGAAUAGAAGGCUAAUUCAGAAACUACCAGAAUGGACAGCAACUCAGUGGAACAGGAAAGCCACAGAACACAUGAAAAGGACCAAAGAGUUUCCCAGCUUCAAAGAUUUUGCCGCAUUUGUUGCAAUGGAGGCAGAAAUUGCUUGCAAUCCGAUCACCUCAGCAUUUGCCCUCCACAGCACAGAAUCUAAUGCUGCAAAACAAAACAAAAGAGAAACUAAAACAAACAGGGCAAAUGUUAUGAGUAUUCAAUCUGAGGCUGACAUUGAAAGGCAGAGGACAGCUAAAGGAAAGGAAAAGGUUCCUUGUAGUUUCUGUCAAGAUCUACAGCACAGACUACAUGGAUGUCCCAAGUUCAUUGAAAAAACCCUGGAUGAGCGAAGAGGAUUCAUUAAAGAACAUAAACUCUGCUAUGGCUGUACCAAACCUGGUCAUAAUGCAAAAGACUGUCGACACAGACAUUCAUGUGACAUUUGUAAGGGUAAACAUCCUACGUGUUUGCAUGAUGAAAACUAUGUGAGGAAGGAGAGGGUAGCAACUCCAGAAGAUGCUACCCCAACAACUACUGUUCAAACAGAAACUGCUGCAACUUCAAUGUCAGUAGCAACAGGACAGUCCAACAAUACAUCAAUGAUUGUGCCUGUAUGGGUGUCAACGAUUGAUGGAGAAACUGAGAAACUGGUUUAUGCUCUACUGGACACACAAAGCGACACAACAUUUGUCGACCAGGAUGUAAGCAACGCUUUAAAGGCAAAGUCCUGUCCAGUAAAGCUGAGAUUAACAACUAUGGUUGGACGCGACAUGACGGUGAAAAGUCAAAGGGUCUCAGGACUUCGUGUGCGAGGCUACUUCUCCUCUUCCUAUAUCAACCUCCCUCAUGUGUAUACCAAAGAUUGUAUACCAGUGAAUCGUGCCCAUAUUCCAACAAAUGAAACAGCCAGCAAAUGGAAUCAUCUUUCUAAAAUUGUGGAUGAAAUUCCGCCACUGCAGGAUUGUGAAGUUGGUCUUCUAAUAGGAUACAACUGCGCAAGAGCAAUGGCACCAAGAGAUGUUAUACCAGGAGGAAAUGAAGAGCCAUAUGCGGUUCAAACUGACCUAGGAUGGAGCAUAGUGGGAUGCUCUUCACCCUGCCUCGACACUCCAAAUACAGGAAGACAUUGUUUUAAAAUUAUUGUCAAGGAGCUCCCACCAGUCACUCCUGCAGAUGCUAUUCGAAUUCUGGAAUCUGACUUCAGAGAUGGCAAGGAAGAUGAAAAAACAGUGUCCCAGGAAGAUAUUCUGUUUCUGGAUAAACUCAAGAACUCCAUUUAUAAAAACAACCAAGGUCAUUACGAGAUGUCGCUUCCCUUUAAGGAGAGACCAAUCUUACCAGAUAAUAAACAGCUUGCUGUCAUACGUCUCAGCCAUCUCAAGAGGAAGCUGUCAAGAGACGAAAGGUACAAGGAACAGUAUGUCAAUUUUAUGGAAGAGGUCAUCAGAAAGGGUGAUGCAGUGGGAGACCCAGAAGUGAAAGUAGCUCAGGCUUUAAGCACAGAAACCACAGAGCCUGAUUGUCUCAUAGAUCGGCUUUCAAGGAUCUCAUGUUGGUCUCGCGCCGUGUGCGCAGUGGCACGUAUCCUUCGACGGAUAAAUAAAGACAAGUCCAUUGGUCUCUCAACUGUGAAAGAAAGAGAACAUGCAGAGCGUCUCAUAAUCAAAGACCUACAGAGACAAACAUAUUCUGAGGAACUGAAGCUACUGAAGAAAGGCUCUCAGCUACCACUUCAUAACAAACUACACCGUCUCAAUGCCUUCUUGGACAGUGAUGGUGUAAUUAAGGUGGGAGGACGACUCAGAGAAGCUAAUCUUCCUCAUGAGGUCAAACACCCUGCAAUCAUUCCUAAAGGACAUCAUAUCACUAGGAUGAUUAUCUCACAAGCACAUGAAAGGGUCAAACAUCAAGGUAAAGGCAUGACCAUUAAUGCAAUUAGGACAAAGGGUUACUGGAUAUCAGGAAUUGGUCGGGUUGUGGCUUCAUAUCUUCGUCAAUGUGUGACAUGUCGCAAACUCCGUGGAAGCACAGAAGAACAAAGGAUGGCUGAUCUUCCUUUGGAGCGGGUUUCUGUAUCUCCACCCUUCACAUACUGUGGAAUGGACUGCUUCGGACCCUUCUACACAAAACAAGGACGGAACACAAGGAAAAGAUAUGGCCUUCUCUUCACUUGCUUCUCCUCAAGAGCCAUUCACAUUGAAAUGCUGGAGGAUCCGUCAACAGAUUGCUUCAUAAAUGGACUGCGUUGCUUUAUUGCCAUACGUGGGAUGGUGCGUCAAAUCACAUCUGAUCAAGGCAGUAACUUCUUGGGAGCCAGAAAUGAGUUGAAGGAAGCUCUCAAAGAAAUUGAUGGAGACAAACUAACAACCUUUCUAGCUGAAAAUCAGUGUGACUUUCUUAUGAAUGCUCCAGGUUCAAGCCAUGCCGGCGGAGUAUGGGAACGUCAGAUUAGAACGGUUAGGAGUAUCCUCAACUCGACUCUCUCUCUCUCUCCUGGAAAUCUCAAUGACGCUUCACUUCGAACAUUCCUUUAUGAGGCAAUGUCAAUAGUUAACAGUCGUCCUCUCACUGUUGAGAACCUCAAUGAUCCAAACAGUCUGGAGCCACUCACCCCUAACCACAUACUUACCUUGAAGUCUACUCCAGCUCUUCCUCCCCCCGGCAAGUUUGUCAAAGAAGACAUUUACGCUAGAAAGAGAUGGCGUCAUGUACAGUACCUAGCAGAACAGUUCUGGAGUCGUUGGCGCAAGGAAUAUUUGUCCAAUAUCGCCAUCAGACAAUGCUGGCACACUCCAAAAAGAAAUCUGCAGAUCAGAGAUAUAGUGAUGAUAAAAGAUGAUGACCUGCCUAGAACUGAGUGGAGGUUGGGUAGAGUUUUAGAAACCACAACAGAUAAAGAUGGGUGUGUUAGAAGAGUGAAGAUAUGUUUGGGUGACAGAAAACUUAGCAAGAAGGGUGAACGUAUUAACAAGCAGUUAGUGCUUGAACGCCCUGUUCAGAAACUGGUUUUAUUGCUUGAAAGUGACUAAAUUGCUACAAGGUACACUUUCUUUACAGUUCUUAAGCGUACUUUAAGUAACAUGUUUCUGGUCAUUGGUCAUUUUGUUUGGAAAUCAUUUGUGUUUGUUCCCUCUAUGGUU